AUGACUCCCACCAACGACCCCGCAACCGAUGCGACGGCCAGCGCCGCCACGGCCAAACUCCCGUCACCCACGCCGCACACCUCUCGCCGGCCUCCCGGCAGUGCGACCGUCUAUCAGACCACCGGCCCGGAAGCCUACACAGGCCCCAUCAUGUCGGCCGACGGAUCGGGGAACCCCAGGCUCAACCCGCGGUCGUGCGUCACCUGCCGCCGUCGCAAAGUCCGCUGCGACAAGCAGAUGCCCUGCUCCAACUGCCGACGCGCCCUUAUCCCCUGCGUCUUCCCCGCCCCCGGCCGAGCACCCCGUCAACCCCGUCCCAAGGAUCCCAAUGCGCCGCCCAAGCCUUCCAGCCAGCGAGAAGCCGAGCUGGUCAAGCGUCUGCGCAAGCUAGAGGGCAUCGUCGAGGAGCUGAGCAGCCAGCUCGAGGUCGAGUCUGGCGGGAAGGGCCCUUCCUCCUCGAGUGGCUCGCCGAAUAACUCGCCCAGCAGCGGCACACAGCCUGUGGGCGGACUCUGGUCGGCUAGGCGCGCCGCCACGACGGGAGCAGCUACUGCGACGGCGACGGCGGCGGCGGCGGCGGCGGCGGCGGCCGACUUCUCCGGUGGUGCUACCUCUCAGAACCUCCUGGCCGUGAGCCGGAGUGCCUGGGACAAGGAGCGUGGUGCCGAUGAUGAUUUCGGGAAGACGGAGACGCAUGCCCAGCUGGGCAGACUGGUGCUCAAUGAUCACAAAGGCAACACACGAUACGUGUCCAACGGUUUCUGGGCAAGGCUCAACGAUGAGCUCACUGCCCUGCGGGAAGAUACGCGCCGAUUGUCCGACGAGGACUCGGAUGAGACGGAUUACGAGGAGUCACCCGCAGAGACACCCGAGAGACGAGAGGAUUCCGCCAAGGAUCAUCAUGGUUUCAUAUUGGGAUACCGAUCCGCCGACGUCAACCUUCGAGCCUUCCACCCGAUGCCCUCCCACGUUCCGUUUCUCUGGUCCGUCUACCAGGAGAACGUCGAGCCCAUCGUCAAGAUACUGCACGUCCCGACCGCCGACGCCAUCAUGCGCGACGCUCGAAAGUACCCCGACAAGCUCACACCGGGCCAGGAGGCUCUGGUGUUUGCCAUUUACUUCAGCGCCGUCGUCUCCCUUACCGCUGACGAGAUCAUGUCCAACUUCAACGUGAACAGAGACGACCUCCUACGACAACACCGCUUCGCCCUCGAGCAGUCCCUGGCAAAGGCCAACUACCUGCACACGUCCGACCUGGUGGUGCUGCAGGCCUUCACGCUGCUCCUCCUCACUGCCCGGAGAGUCGACCACAGCCGGUUCUGCUGGACGCUGACGAGUCUCGUGGUGCGCAUAGCGAAGGGCAUGGGCCUGCAUCGGGACGGCUCUCAGUUUGACCUGACGCCCUUCGAGACCGAGGUCCGCAGGCGCGUGUGGUGGGCCAUUGUCAUGCUGGAUCUCCGAUCGACCGAGGAGCUGGGGACCGAGCUGACCAUUGCCGAAGCGACCUUUGACACCGAGCAGCCCCUCAACAUCAACGACACCGACAUAUCGCCCUCGUCCAAAGAGUGGCCGCAGCCCAGGGAAGGCCGGUCCGACAUGUCGCUCGCCCUGGCACGGUACGAGAUCGCCACCUUCUCCCGAAAGUACCUGGCGCAGAUGGUGUGCAAGGGCGGGGUCGUGAACCGGCAGGAGAUGGAUCAGCUGCUGGGGGCUGUGUACCGAAAGGUCGAGACCAAGUUCUUCACCAACGUCGAGGAGACGGACUCGCAGAUGUACACGGCAGGCCUGAUCUGCCGAGUGAUUGCGGCGCGCAUGACGCUGCACCUGUACCAGAGCCGGGUGUUCCCCGGCGCCAGCACGGGCCUCCCCGAGGAGACGCGCAACCGCGUCUUCGCGGCCGCCAUCGAGGUGGUCGAGGUGAGCCGCACGCUCAUGACGGACCCCAAGUGCGAGCAGUUCCGCUGGCUCUUCAUGACGUACACGAGCUGGCACGCCAUCACCUUCAACCUGAUCGAGGUGUGCCGCCGGGCCUGGUCGCCCAUCGCCGAGCGCUCGUGGCAGGCCGUCGCCUCGUUCGAGCGCGACGCCGCCGACAUGGCCAAGGCGGGUCACCACAACGUCAUCUUCCUGCCGCUGCGGAAGCUGUACGUGCGCGCCCGCAAGCAUCGCGAGGCCGAGGUAGCCAGGCUGCGCAGCGACCCGGACCGCGUCCGCCGCCUGGACUACGAGUACCAGACCAACCAUGUAUUCAUGCGGCUCAACCCCAUCCCCGGACCGGAGAACCGUGCGGAAACCGCCCGGGAGAAGUGGUGGGCUCUCGUGCAGCCGGACAGGGAGAGGGCGGCCUGGGUGGGAAGUCCAGGCGCCAUGGUAGACAGCCCGGAACCCAGCGCCACCACCGGCAACAUCACCGGCUCCGACGCCCAGGCAACGACAGCACAGCCGCAGGCAAUGUCCAGCGAGGCAAUGCAGAUACUAGAGGACAUGCUAUCCCAACCCACGAACCCCGCCAUCACCACCCUCUACGGCCUCGACAUGCCCGCUACCCCCACCACCACCACCACCACCACCACCACCACCACCACCGCAGCCACGACGACCGCCGCCGCCGCCGCCGCCGCCGGUCCCAGCCCGCAGCGACAGCACCGCAAACACACAGAGGACAACUCCCUUCGGCAGCAGGCCCUGGCUCUGCAAGCCCAGGCUACCGCCGUCGACGACGACGACCUCCCACCCUUCAUGUGGUCUCACCCCUGGGGCGGGACGGAGAACGGUCCUUCUCCCUCUGGUGCCGGUGCCGGUGCCGGUGCCGGUGUCGGUGCCGAUGCCGAUGCCGGCGCUAUGGAUGUCACAUUGGACAGUCAGAAUGAGAAUGUGAAUGUGAAUGGGAAUAGGAACGGGAUUGGGAGCGGGAGCAGCAAUGCCGAUCAGGAUGUCAUGGAUAGCGGAUUUGAUUGGCAGGAUUGGAGUCAAACGUUGCAUUUCUACGAUAAUCUGGGGCAUCCUGGUGCGCCAUUUGGAUCUAGUUUCACGUGA
Geosmithia morbida is the source of this 3036-nucleotide messenger RNA. RefSeq names its product Fungal trans. Bases 1 to 3036 code for a protein of 1011 amino acids. The transcript has 3 exons. Gene Ontology annotation, molecular function: DNA binding; DNA-binding transcription factor activity, RNA polymerase II-specific; zinc ion binding. NCBI's taxonomy places the organism in Eukaryota, Fungi, Ascomycota, Sordariomycetes, Hypocreales, Bionectriaceae. The record is from RefSeq and is a predicted model, not a curated record. Gene Ontology annotation, biological process: DNA-templated transcription; regulation of DNA-templated transcription.